AUUGGAUAACUUGUAUAAUCUAAGUAGUCACUGUUGACUUCAGCUUUUUACUUCUUUUUUGUUUCAUUAAUUAUGGACAUUUUAUCCGAUCAAGAACAUUCAGUUCGAAAAAAAAGACCGUGUGGUGAUGUACAUUAUCUAAUUUGUGUUAUCAAGAUAUUGUAACUUCAUCGGCAGUUAAUUAAUUCUGUGUGACAGCAACUCAACUCUGUCAGUCAUGAGUAACAUCAAUAAUUAUUAUUGUGAUCAUUGCACAUUUUUGAACAAACCAAACGCAAAAAUUUGUGACAUGUGCUCAAAAUCGUUAAAGUCAGCUAUCGUAUCGACGGUUGAUGAAGAUCGUGAUGGUAUUCAAUGUGCUACUUGCACAUUUGUAAACGAACCAGAAGUCGAAAUUUGUGAAAUGUGUCAUCACACUGUAUUUAGCUUGGAAGGAAACAUUGCUGAUCCCGAACCCAAACCCGAUAUGCCAAUGGAUGAAUGUCCUCGACAGGAAUGUAAACUAUGCUACGAAGCCAUUGGAACCAAUUAUUUUGCUAUGUUUGACUGUGUUCACAUAUUUUGCCACGAUUGUGCAGUUGGAUACUUCACAAACCAAAUCACUCAACGUCCCAUUUUGGAUUGCAUUUGUCCGUUUUGCAACGUACCUGACUUGCAUUCGAAUGCCGACAAGCAUGAACAAUAUUUUUCAUUAUUGCUCGCAAUCCUGAAACCAAUUUUAGACGAAAAUAUCGUCAAUGUUUUCGAAAAGAAGCUGACGGAAGUGGCUCUCUCAAAGGAACCGAACUUUGUUUGGUGUAUUCAGUGUACGUCUGGAUUCUUAAAGAAUUCACAUCUAAAUAUGGUUCGAUGUCCUGAUUGUAGAGUGAGAUUUUGUUUUCAAUGCAAAAAAGUUUGGCAAACGCAACAUAUGAACAUAACAUGCGAACAAUUCGCUCAAUGGCAACGUGACAAUAAUAUCCAAGUUUCGCAGGAUGCUAUCGGGAAUUAUUUACAGAAGAACGGCAUUGAUUGUCCUAAAUGUAAAUUUAGAUAUGAUUUGUCCAGGGGUGGCUGCAUUCACUUUACCUGUACUCAAUGUAAACAUGAAUUUUGCUUCGGUUGCAGCAGACCAUUUUUGCGUCAGUGCACUGUUUCGCCAUACUGCAAGAAUCUCGGGUUGCAUUCACACCAUAAGAGAAAUUGUUUGCACUACUUACGCGAUAAGCCAGUGGCUGAACUGCAAGGAUUGCUUGAGGCAAAUCAAAUCAAUUUUAUGGUUGAAGUGUCUGCGCUCUUCACCAGUAACAAAGUUAGCGAUAACAAUAACUGUCAGAUCGAGCUUCAAAUUAUAAAAGGAAACAGCAUUAUUGACACCACUUGCAGAGAACCGACAAAAGGAGGACAGGCUGGUCUGUGUGAAAAACAUUACAAGGAAUUCUUGAUUUUGGCCAUAACGAAAUCCAAUCUCGAAACGAAUUCGAUUCUGACUGUGACCAACUAUCACGAGUUGCUUCGAUUCCAAGGUAUUGCUAUUCCGCCACGAACUCUUAACCAAAAAGAGGAUGAAUAUAAAAGGAUUUGCGAAAUGCUUGUAACAAACAACAUCCCACUGAAAUGAUGUAGUCCACCAAUCGAUCGAGCGGAGUCUCUGUACAACAUUCAAUUUUUAUAUAUUGCAUUUUUUGUCGUCGACGACACCAUCGAACAAGUUUCUAAUAAAAAACCUUGAAUUCG
Molecule: messenger RNA, 1716 nt
Organism: Bradysia coprophila
Lineage: Eukaryota; Metazoa; Arthropoda; Insecta; Diptera; Sciaridae
Product: E3 ubiquitin-protein ligase lubel-like
Biological process (GO): protein linear polyubiquitination
Cellular component (GO): LUBAC complex
Molecular function (GO): zinc ion binding; linear polyubiquitin binding; K48-linked polyubiquitin modification-dependent protein binding
Source: RefSeq, a predicted model, not a curated record